GAGAUCCAGAUGAUCUAGAAUAUUCUCCAACCGAUAAUGACCAUGAUGAUGAUUAUUCAACAACCUCUGAUUUACUAAACAAUGAUCUUGAUUCUUCAACUGACCGACCAAAUAAUGAAAAUACAUUUGAUGCAUUUCAUUAUGAUCUUACUAAACAUACUUGUGAGCGUCUUAAAAAUAAGAAAAUUGAUAACUAUAAUCUUGAAAUUUCAUACAAGAUAAAUGGGUGUGGCCAGCUGAUGGCAUUAAACGAUGAGCAUGAUUUCGAUUUAUUUAUUACUGAGAGUAAAAAUCUAAGUUCAAAUAAAAUAAUGGUGAUAUAUAUUACAUUAAAAUCUAAUAAGCGAAAAGCUGAGAAAUCUGUUGAAGAUAAGUCGAGUCUUUCUUCAGACGAAAUCAAAUUAGCCAAAAUUAUUUCACAGAUCAGAUCAAAAUAUGAAUGUAAUAUCCAUAAUACGCCUUGUUAUAUCGAAGACCAAAACCAUCUCCAAUUAAUGCCUCCGCUUUUAUAUUUAUGGGCACAGGAUGUGAAUGCCGGAGGAGCAACAGUAGAAGUCCCACCUUUCUACCCUGCAUUCGGAAUGGCUUAUGCUAUUAAAGUCAAUAAACAAUUGAAUAUUUUACAACCAACAUCUUCAAUUUCUGAUUCAGUUCCAACCCUUCAUGAGUUUUUUGAACAACUAAAUAAAGCUUAUGAUGAUGGUAACGAUAAUUAUUUAAAAUUGGAAGCGGCAUUUGCAAGAGAAAAACUAACCAUAAACG
Molecule: messenger RNA, 762 nt
Organism: Ambispora leptoticha
Lineage: Eukaryota; Fungi; Glomeromycota; Glomeromycetes; Archaeosporales; Ambisporaceae
Source: the annotation of a GenBank genome assembly